Aspergillus candidus is the source of this 1920-nucleotide messenger RNA. Its product is annotated as putative ubiquitin conjugating enzyme E2. Gene Ontology annotation, biological process: ubiquitin-dependent protein catabolic process; protein polyubiquitination. Gene Ontology annotation, molecular function: ubiquitin conjugating enzyme activity. NCBI's taxonomy places the organism in Eukaryota, Fungi, Ascomycota, Eurotiomycetes, Eurotiales, Aspergillaceae. The record is from RefSeq and is a predicted model, not a curated record. The coding region runs from base 210 to 1556 and encodes 448 amino acids. The transcript is spliced from 3 exons. Gene Ontology annotation, cellular component: nucleus.
GCCGUCGCAACCAAACCCUUGUCUGAUCGGCAAGCACGAUUCUUGGUCUCCUUUGAUUCUUAGAUUCCUGUGACCGAUCUAUUCUGAUCUGGCUGAAUCCAAUUGGCUUUGUUAAACGAAAUUUGACCACGCAGGAGUCAAUUUGAGAUUAUUGGACCGUGAGCUCGAUUUCGCAGCUAUUCCCAUUGCUAUUACCGGCUUGAGCGAGAAUGGUCUCCAGCUUCAAACGCCUCGCGGCGGACCACUCCGCCUUACACGAUGAUCUCCCCCCAAACUACCUCCUCCCCUCCGAUGACGCCUCCGCCGAUGACCUCACACAACUCACUGCCCUGUUGGCCGGCCCACAGGGGACACCCUACGCCCAGGGCCUAUGGCGAUUACAUCUGAAGAUGCCUGAGGACUAUCCCAAGAGCCCGCCCAAGGCGACUUUCAAGACGCGCAUCUGGCACCCGAAUGUCGAGGAGUCGACGGGCGCUGUGUGUGUGGACACAUUGAAACGGGAUUGGAAGUCGACGCUGACGUUGAAGGAUGUGCUGGUCACGAUAUCAUGUCUCCUUAUCUACCCCAAUCCCGACUCUGCCCUCAACUCUACAGCUGGCGCGUUGCUUCAGGAGAACUACGAUGCCUUCUCCCGCCAGGCUAAACUGAUGACGUCUAUACACGCCCUGGUCCCGUCGGAACUGCAGCACGCAGUAUCCGAGGCGAAGAUGCGCGGCGAGGACGCCGGCGCGGCGAUCAUCCCAGAGCACGAGGAUUCGCGCUCUCUACGGCCGCGAAGCAAGGGCAGAACACAAACAGUGACCAUGAAGAAGAGGAGCACUCGACGUAAUACGGCCGAGGAGGGCGCCUCGUCGCGAUCGACGUCGACGCCGCAGCCGCCUAACUCGAUACCAGAAACCCAAGAGCAAACCGAGGCGCAUCAAGACCCAGAAACAGACGACGAGCCAAAAGAAAAUGAUCCGUCUCUAUCCCCCUCGCCUGUGAAAUUCGCCCCAUCCAGUCCCCGCAAGAACGCACUUGGCAAACGCCCACUCUCCGUACUGACAAUGCCCGUGGAGGCGGAACUCGCGACAACGGGAGAGGAUGACCACGACGCAGACGGGACAGGCAUGUCCGCCUCGGAGAAGAACAUCGCUGCAAACUGUCCCGCAGACGCGGACGGCUCUCCCCAAAGGAAAUCCCCUAAACUAUCCAUCAUCGAAAAGGGCAUCAACGCCUCAGGCCGCAUCCGCGAAGACGUCAAGAUCUUCGAAGACGCGCCCCACCCAGGCGACUCAGGCCACCGCCGCAACCCCAGCGGCAACGGCAAGAAAAAUCACCUCUCCCGUAGCGGCGACAGCGCCGCUCUCAAGGAACGAACAGCAGUAUUAGGACCUCAAAAACCCACUCGGAAACUAGACACCCUCAAUUCCUCGUCUUCUUCCUCAACAUCCUCCUCAACCCAACUCGGCCCAAAAACAACCACAAAGUUAGUCGUGGGCAGCUCCCGAAAGCCCCCUUCCGCCUUCCAUAACGCUCAAAAACCCAAGCCACGAAUCGGUAUCCGCCGACUAUGAUUGUCUUGUUUCUUCUCUUCUUCUUACGCCUUUAAUGAAUCGUCAUCAUCAGCAUCCACUUAUGCAUUUCCCGAAUAUCUUCUCUUUUCUCUUUGUCUUUUCUUUUCUCAUCUAGCCUAGAUUAUAUUCCGAACAUUGGCAUCAACAACGGCGUCGUCUUGUCUUGUCUUGGCUUGGCUCUCGAGAACAUCAAAUUUCAUCUUCUCUUCUCAAUGCAUGGCGUGGGAGCAAGGGUAUACAUAGGUGCAUGGUCUGACUUGCGGCGGUAGAGCGGAAUGAAAAUGGAAUACCAUUCCUUUCUGGGCGUAAUAUCCAUCAUAGGGGGGAUGGUGUGUAUGUUGGAAGGGAAAGGAAGUGAAGGGAG